AUGAGUCUUAUACAAUCAUCGAACCAUCAAAUUAACUGUACUCCUCGUAGUGAAGAAGUGUUCUCAUUCGUGGAAGAAAAUGGCCGCCCCAAAGAAAGAUGGACACCUCUCGGUGCAAACGCAAGUCCUGAACCUGGUUAUCAUGCGUUUGAAGAGAAUCACGUAGAUAAUGAAUUUGACCAUGAGUCUGAAUUAUCCCGCCUAGCCAUAGAAAAUGAACACCUCAACAGUUUGUUGAUGGCUUUUACUUCUCACAUCGCCCAGGUGCAAUUUCGUCUAGGGCAAGUAAUAAAUGCUGAGUCUGAUUGCAGAGAUCUCAUGCUUAAGUCUCUCGAGGAAUUUGCCUCCAGAGGAAUCCCUGACCUACAAUCACUGGCGGAACAAUGCAGUAAAUUAUCUUCAGAAUCCCAAGCAUGUACUUCAAGUUUAGAUGGACGGCCUCAGAAAAUGAUUGAACAGCUGAAAAGACAUCUUGAUGACCUAGAAAGAUUCGCUUAUGAGACUGGUGAGCAAAGUGAACCGCCAACUCAGGCUAUCUUAGAGAAGCAGCGUUUAGUACUAGAAGGCCUACGAGAGAAACUAGAAUUGAAUAUUUCCAAUGUGGAUAAACUCCCAGCUGCUGAACUGCAACAAGUUGUAGACAAGGCUGUCAAUCAAUUUUUAAAUCCUGUAAAAGUUAACGAAAAACUUGUGGAACAGUUGAAAACUCAAGUGAAUGAUUUAGAACGGUUUAUUGAUUUUCUUCACGGCUCUGGUGCAUGCAGUGAUAUUUUAGCUAAAGCACUAGCUGAUUUCAAGCGUACACAUCAACAGUUAUCAGCCAAUAAUGAAAUAUCAUCGUGUUGUUAUGAUUCUAAUAGAUCACAUACACAAAAUAAUGAUAAUAAUGAUGACCAUCAUCUAGACAAUAGUAGUAUAUUUUCAUCACAUAUCCAUCCUGGUGUACAAUUAGGACAUAGUCGUCAUCUUCAUUCAGAUUAUCAACAUAGUCACACAAAUGAUUAUAAUACUGAUGGUAUCGAUGCCUAUUUAGAGGAUAUCACCACUACCGAAGAACAAGAAUUAAGGCGUAGAGAUAAUAGAAAACGUGAUGUCAGGAAAUCUCGAUUCGCUAUCAUUAACCUUAUUCAACGAGCUAUCACCCUUCUCAACCUGUUUGCAGCAAGUCAAUUGGGUCAAGAUCCUGAUACAUUGCUGACAAAAUUCAACAUGAAUAAACAUUCUCCUCAUAAAGUUGACAAAUCGAAUUCAUCUACCGUAGAGAAAGCCAAAACACAACACUGGGGAACAAUUCGAGCUCGUCUUGAAAUUGCUAUAAAUAUGGUUCAAGGAAAAGUGGUUACUCUUAACACUUAUAAACUAGGUAAAACACCAGCAGUCAAUUUAUACUCUACAUAUCAUACAAUGCCAAAUAUGAUUCACUCAUGUACAACACAGUCGGAAACUCGUAAUACAGUUCCAUCUGGACGUGAAAGUCCAGAUGGGAAAGCUAGUAUGCCCGCAUAUGAUAGUACAAUUAGAUCCUAUGCAUCACUACGUAAGGGUUUUAGUCAGAACGAAGUUCCCGGUACUCAAAUUGCUUUACCUGUGCAGAAUUUACAUGAUGCCAGUUUACGUGCAUUGUUAUAUGGUGGAAGACCAGAUAGAAUAUUUUCAAAUCCAACUUUGUAUAACGAUAAAAAUGAACUCACUUCAUGCAUAGAAGAUAUGGAUGACACAGAAAGCAGCUCAUGUGAAACAUCAGAGUUUCUGUAUACUGAAGCUGAACGCUCUGUGGUGCAUGUUGUACGUCGAUACUUCUGUCCCGCUUUACGUGAUCUUAUCGAACAUGGUCUUAUAAAGAAAGCUUUACAGAAAAUUGAUGAAAAUUCACCUUUGGGCUUAGUAAAUAAACGAAGCAUUUUACUGCUUCGUCCUAUCCUGAACUGUUUAGACUCAAGAUCAAGAAAUCACUCAGAAGAUAAAUUUGAAUGUUUAGAUUUGAACGAUCCAUCAAGUGAUUACAUUUCAAACUCUUUUUCGGGGUCCCGUUCUAAUUAUAUAGGAAUCCAUGCGUGGGAUGUAUUAAUGCGUUUUUAUCAAAUUAAGAAUGGUCCACGGUAUAAUGAAUCUCCGGCGAGAAAACUUUGUGAAAGUUUUGAUUUAGAUACAGUUGAUGGUAAAACAAUCACAAAUCGUCAGAAAUUUUUCAGUGCAAUGGGUAAUGUUCUUCAGGGUCACGUGGCAUACAAACGCAGUAAGGAUGCCAAGUUCAAAGCAUUCAUUUGUAUUGCACUUAAUGAAGGAAAAUUGGUCCCUUGGCUAAGAAUGAUCUUUCGGAAUCAUGUUUUUGUUCAAUCUAUAUAUGAACCAUGGAGUUAUACUUUGAGUACAGGAUUCAACGAUACUCUACAGUCAUUAAUUAAACUAAAGGAUCUUGAAUUCGCUCUGCCUUAUGAUUACAGUAUUCGUCACUUAAAAGAAAUGCAUGAUGCCUUCUAAACUGUGAGAUGCAUUUUUAAUAUCCAAUGCUAGUGAUAUUCUUUUUUUUCACUUCGUCUUUUUUUCUUCAUGUCCAGUGAUCAUUAUAUAAACUAACAAAAAUCAACAUUUUGUUGUUUAUCAUUUGUCUGAAAGUGUAAGUAUUUCUUAUAUCUAUCUACCUAUAUUAUUAUCUUAUAUAUAUAUAUAUAUAUAUAUUUAAUCAACCAUAUUAUUGUCUACAUUUGAUCGAAAAUUGAUGAUUGUUGUAUGAUAAACAGAUCUACUGCAGAUAUAUUUUGAAUUCUUUAUAUUAUGUUUACAAAAAGAUUAAAUGUUUAUUUAUUUCCAUAUUUUUGAGAUUUAAUCCGUAUGUCGUUUUGUAAUUAUGAAAACCAUUUCGUUUAUUCUCUUCACUCUACUUUCGGGCCUCAACAAGGCAUAAAUAAACUCUAAACGUUAGGCUUUGUCUGUUAAUUUAAGUUAUCAUUUAUUAUUUCUCAAAGAUUACGAUGAAAAUGAUGAAGUAUUUCCCACGGAGAUUCCACUGAUUAGGAUUCUUUAGUUUGAUUUCUAAACUAUUCUCCAACUCUAAACUUUAAGUUAGGUAAUGGGAUGAAAUAAAAUUGUAGUUAAUUUGUUGAGAAUUUCAUACACAGCUGUAAUAAAACUAUAUAUUUUUCUACCGAAUGUCGAAUUAAUGAAAAAAAUUCAUGCUUUACUAAAGUCAGUAGCUGAACUUUUGUAUCUCAUAGUCAGAAAGUAAGCUUUAAUGUUCUAGAUUGGUGAAAAUGGGGAGUAACAACCAUUGCUUUUUAAUUCAUCUUAAAUUGUCAAUGAUCUGUUUUUACAUAUGAAUGAUCGUUAAAAUGAACAACAGCAGUGUACAUCUAAUAAUCACUUGUUUCUUAUACGUCUUUUAUAAAUGAUUGUAUAUCGAGAGUCUGAUAUUUUCUUAAACAUGAACUAUAAGUAAAAUUUUCUCCAAUAUAGUAUGUUUUCCAAAAGUCUAAGUAACUAAUCUAUUUCUAUAGUGAAGUUACCGUAUAAUUUACAUUGAGAAUAUAAAUAUUCAUUACAAAUAACAAUUGAUUAAUCAGGAAAAAUGUGAAUACUUCUAUAAUACGACGAGCGUUUAAAGCGAAAGACAUAGGCCGUUAGUCACAGUAGGAAAAUCAACAUGAAAUUGGAUACAUUCAGCUGAUGACCCCUAUAUCGAAAGAAACAGACGACUUGAAUUAUACUGCUAGCCACUAAUCAACUGUACUAGAUCUUGAUAGGCUGAAAAUUAUUAUUUCGAUGAAGUGUAUGAUAAAUAGUGUUUAAUUGUUUGUGCCGAAAGCUUUUGUUUAUGCAAAAUCUCACCUUCUGUCAUAAAUAGUAUCGGUCAAAAAUUAAUCUCAUUUAAUGAAUCAUUAAGAACCAGACAGCACUGAAUAGUUGUCUUAACAUAGUAGGAGACUCAUCAAAACGCACCCACGACCUUAACAGAAGUCCAACCCAAGAUCUUCAGGUCUGAUGACGAAAGCUUAACCGCUAGAGUCACUGUGACAGUAUUUAAUUCCUUAGCCUUGUACCUCUACAGUACAAAAGAAACCUGAUCAAAACUCUUAGUUACCGAAUACGCACUAUAUGUCCUACAGAUAUAGUUAAAGAAGAGCUGAACAUCUUACGUAAUACUCUUAGGGAGAACGGAUACCCUAGAAAGCUUAUAAUUAAAUAUAUGAUCACGAAGGUGAAAAUAGGCGAAAUACAAACGGUGAAUAAGAAAUCCCUGUUCAUGAGCCUAUAAUUUAGACAGGAUGCGGCUAACGAAAUAUUAACUCAGAGAUUACACAGAACAAUCCAAAAAUCUUUAAACGCUGGAGAACUAUGAUUAGUAUUUUAUACGCCCCCAAUAGUGGCACCGAGGCUACCUAGAAUGACCACCCGAUUUUAGAUUUAUCAGUUCGACUGCUUCCGUGGAGCAAGUUAUAUUGGUCGAAGUUCUAGAAAUUUACAUCUUCAUGCUCGCGAACACCUUCAAGCGUGGCUAAGCAAAGGUCUGGUGAGGAAAGUGAAC
This is a messenger RNA of Schistosoma haematobium, 4522 nucleotides long. It is a transcript of the gene RUNDC1, whose product is annotated as RUN domain containing 1. Lineage: Eukaryota; Metazoa; Platyhelminthes; Trematoda; Strigeidida; Schistosomatidae. The record is from RefSeq and is a predicted model, not a curated record. Bases 1 to 2481 code for a protein of 826 amino acids. The transcript has 14 exons.